Molecule: messenger RNA, 409 nt
Organism: Lentinula edodes (shiitake mushroom)
Lineage: Eukaryota; Fungi; Basidiomycota; Agaricomycetes; Agaricales; Omphalotaceae
Exons: 2
Coding region: 43-324 (93 amino acids)
Source: RefSeq, a predicted model, not a curated record
GGGGGUGAUCCAGAAGCUCCAACAGAAAUUGAGUGGGAAUCAAUGGAAAUAUACAGAAAGUUCAUCGUCACUGAGAAUGCAAUCGAUGGAGGGGAGGACGUAGAUCAUCCAUUUGAAGUUGGUGAUUGCGUUUCCAUACUUCCUUCUGACCCUCCAGCUGGCUACGGAAUAGAAGACGGACCUGCUCUGCCUAUCGAGGCAAUGUGGCUUGGUUUCAUCAAGGAUAUCCGGAUGCGGUACGAGGGAGGAGAGCAGGAAGCUUGGUCUCGUGUUCAAUGGUUCUUUUCAGGAGCCGACGUUGGGAAUACUGUACAAAACUUGUAGGGAAAUGUACCGUUCAGUGGAGUUUGAACUAACCAGUGUCAUGAAACAGUGAUAUAAGCCAUCUAGGCGAGAACGAAAGACUGUU